This is a messenger RNA of Anopheles aquasalis, 3489 nucleotides long. Its product is annotated as protein phosphatase 1L. NCBI's taxonomy places the organism in Eukaryota, Metazoa, Arthropoda, Insecta, Diptera, Culicidae. Gene Ontology annotation, biological process: protein dephosphorylation. The record is from RefSeq and is a predicted model, not a curated record. Gene Ontology annotation, molecular function: protein serine/threonine phosphatase activity; cation binding.
GGUGUCGACGAGGGGAAGAAAAAGUUGUGCAGACAGAUUUCGUGGCCAAAAUUAGUUUUCUAUUAAGAAAUCGGAAGUGCGUUUGUUCUCGCUGUUGAAAGCAAAGUGUUCCCGGUUUUUGGCAUCCGAAUAUAGUAGCCCGUUUGUUGAUCGGAGUGUGCCAAACUAACGGGGAACUUUUCUUUCUCGCGAAUCCUUGGGAAUGUGCGCUAAUCCUGGUUAGGACAAAAUGGUCCAAUAAUUUGCUGGCCCAAAGGCAACCGUAACCAUAUCCUGCGUCACCCAAGACCCGCCGACGUCACGGGGCGCACUUAUUUUGGUCUGCAGUUCCUGCUGCGUGUCCAACAUCGUACCGGAGUGGUCGCAGUCGCUGCUUAGACAGGAUUCUGUUUGCUGGAUCGGAGGAGAAGGGGUAUGGAGGACGAGCUGGAAGAUAAGAUACUAUACCAGACCCUGUCCAAGUCGCACAUGAAGCUACUCUCGAAGUUCGCCGUGGGCGUUACGCCGUUCAACAGCUCGCUCAGUUACGCGUGGAAGGUGAUGCGGGUGUAUCUGCUGAAGCCGGAGGUGCUGAUCGCCGGUCUGCUGAUCUGUCUCUUCGUCCUCUACCUGCAAGCGGCGGAAGUAUGGAGCCGCGGGUUCAUCGGGCGCAUCAGCAGCUCCCUGGGCCUCGGUGGCAAGGGCCGAUCGGGCAAGCUGGCACUGCUUGCGUCCGCUGCCGAGAAGCACAGCUGGGACGAACGUACCUCCGGAAGUGCCGUGUACGCCGUCCAAGGUCGCCGUGCAAAGAUGGAGGAUAGGUUCGUUAUUAGUGAGAACAUCAACAAUAGUGGUAUCUCUCUGUUUGCGAUCUUCGAUGGACAUGGUGGGGAGUACGCGGCAGAGUACGCCAAGAACGUGCUGGUCAGGAACAUCCACGACAAGCUGGCUCAAUCGUCGGCCAUCGCCGAUGGUCGAUCGCCAAUGGAAGGGUCCAAGAGCGGAGGUGCUGAUUGUGAAGCAGAGAGCAAGCAAAAGAAGCCAGAAUCUGAACCGCAAGAGGAAGAGAAUGAGCGACACAAGGUGAACCACCAUAAUGCUGCAUCACCGUCGGCCACUGCUUCCGAGGGAGCUCAGCGCAGACAGAGCUUCCGCAAGUCAAAAACGGAAGAUGCAAUCGGAGUAGGCGGUGCUGGUGCUGGAGCCAACAGCAAUCAACAGCUGGAGAACGAUCUGCUCAGCAAGUACAUGGGCAAUGCGUCGCCGGCACGGCAGCAGCUUAAGAAGAAUCUACUGAACGGCACCGCCGGUGCGGCCAGCACGGUACCGGAAGCGAAACCGAAAACCUACGAAGCUCGUUGUUACGUGCAGAAUGGGAGCAUAAACUUUGGAAAAAUCAUCACCGACGAGGUACUAGCGGCUGAUCAUGAUCUCGUCGAAGCAGCCCGGAAAUUGGCGGACUUUGCUGGAACAACCGCCCUAAUCGCCGUGAUUCAUCGUAGCAAGCUGAUCGUAGCGAAUGUGGGCGAUUCGCGUGGCGUAAUGUGUGAUCAUAAGGGUAACGCGAUACCACUCUCGUUCGACCACAAACCGCAGCAGGUACGUGAACAGAAACGAAUUGCCGACGCCGGUGGCUUUAUUGCGUUCAAGGGCGUGUGGCGAGUAGCUGGCAUUUUGGCGACCUCCCGUGCACUCGGUGACUAUCCGUUGAAGGAGAAGAAACUGGUUAUCGCCGAUCCAGACGUCCUUUCUUUCGACCUGGUCGAUCAUAGGCCGCAAUUUUUGAUCCUGGCUUCGGAUGGGCUCUGGGAUACCUUUACAAAUGAGGAAGCGGUUGCAUUCGUACGUGAGCGGCUCGAUGAACCACACUUUGGCGCGAAAAGCAUUGCGCUGCAAUCGUACAAUCGUGGUUCCGUCGACAACAUCACGGUGUUGGUGAUCGUGCUGAAAAACGGUCGAUACGAGGUUGGCUCGUCGAGUGAUUGAAGUCCUUAACGUUAGUUUGUUCAUUUCUUUUGUCUCUGUCGGAGAGAGAGAGAGAGCGGUAGGGGGCAGCUUGAUAACUUUUGCUUUUGAUUUAUUUGUUAACACAGAUCUCGCUCGAAGCCCUGUUACACCAUUGACACUUAGAAACGAUACUUGUUUCCCGAUCAAUGCAGCUGCUACUUUGAGUUAUUUUUAUUUUCACUUAAGUUUAUCUCACUCAUCCAAAGAAGCAGGUGAUAGAGAACCUGUGUGUGCGUUCUUUUCCCGCUAGGUCGUCGCUUUUAUUGUUGUUCAGUUCGUCCCAUGGUCAGUAAAUGUGAGUUACAAAUUAUUAUAGUAUGUAGUGAGUGGCGAGUUUCUGAAUCAUUGUAGCUGUUAUCAUCCGCAACAGCGUUGCUGUGCAAAAACAAUGAUCCCUGGCAUUAAUAUAGCGUUUAAUAGAUUUGUCACUGUGUGCCCGCCCAUCUCCUUUAGUUAGUACGGUUAGAUAACAGCCUUUCCUUUACACAGCCGCAUGGCUCGUGGCCGGGAAAUAGUAUAGACAAUCGUUUCAAAGACGUAACAUUUUUAAUUGGAAGAGCAAUGUGUGCAGUGUGAACAAUUUUUUAAACAUUUAUAGCCAAAUUAAUGUCCUUUUACGACCUCUAGACAGUAUCGCUGGGAAUAACAAAAUUUAAGAUUCCCUUUUUCUUUGCAUUGCAGUGCAAUAUUUGCUCAACAUAAAAAAGAAAUUUGGAAUUCAAUCAACGACAAAGGAAGGAAUGAAUCAGAAACUACAACUAGAUAGGGUAAUUUUGGAACGAAGAAUCUAAUUGGACACAUAAAGACACGGAAAACGGACGAGCUUAUGCUUAUUGGCGGUAUUGGCUGAGUAGCACAGGAAAUCCUAAAGAUUUCAUCCUGAGGGACCUUUUGGGAAUGGUGUAUCGUGUAUGGGUGGGUUUUUGAGUGAAUUUGUGGGUACAGUUGUGGAUGGUGCCAAAGCGUAGUACACGUGCUCGAUGCACAGGGAAUUGUAUUUCCCAUUGGGAUCAAUUGGCUGAAUGAUUUUGAAGAAAUUAGGAACAUUUUGGUACAUAAGAAAUGUCGUAGGUCGACCCAAACAAAACAACUUGACGAACGGAUGUGGUUGAGGUGGGAGCCCAUACCGUCAAAUUAGUAGAAUUAAGAAAAAAAGGACAGUAUAGUUAAAAGAAUAAAGCGAUAAAAAAGCUUUCAUCGAGGCACACGGCGCAUGAUCAAAUCAUAGGCACUUGAUAAGAAAUAUCGCUGUAGUAGCUGAUUUAUUCUGAUCUGAUAAUCGAUACCAGACAAUUAAGAAUCACUCACGAACGAGCUCCCCACACGCACCAAUUCACUGACACUCGUAACGACACCAUUUUCGGAUUGAGGCAAUUUGUGAGCUACUUCCCUUGACCUGCAUUGCCUUUUUGCUCCCGGUUUUUGUAAUUGUACAUAUCCUUCUCGAUGGGCAGAACAAAGCCCAACCACGAAUCUUAAAUAAAAACUCUUAUAAAACCUCCA